This is a messenger RNA of Talaromyces atroroseus, 1098 nucleotides long. RefSeq lists its product as hypothetical. Gene Ontology annotation, molecular function: sulfurtransferase activity; tRNA binding. Bases 1 to 1098 code for a protein of 365 amino acids. Lineage: Eukaryota; Fungi; Ascomycota; Eurotiomycetes; Eurotiales; Trichocomaceae. Gene Ontology annotation, biological process: tRNA wobble position uridine thiolation. Gene Ontology annotation, cellular component: cytosol. The record is from RefSeq and is a predicted model, not a curated record. The transcript is spliced from 2 exons.
AUGCCUGGAAAGGAGAUCUCUGAUAUUUGCAUUUAUUGCAAAGAUUCUGAGGCAAUCGCAUCUAUCCGCGGCCGUCGCCUGUGCCGAAAUUGCUUCAUUGACUAUGCUAACAGCAAAGCGAGUCGUGGCAUGACUUCGUAUCGACCACAUAAAAACACCGCCACCUACAAAUUACUCCUACCUCUCUCUCUCGGGAUAUCGUCUUCUAGUCUCUUGCAUAUGUUGGAUCGAUUGCAGCAACGGCAGGUUUCUGCUUCUCUCGGCCGUGCAGGAUACGACGUGCAUGUAUUGAUUGUCGAUCCCUCGACUAUUCAUCCCGGUCACACCGACGUGCAAAGUAAUGUCGACGCUGUCAAGGCGAGCUUUCCUCGUCACACAUUCACCACCGUGCCUCUGCACAGCAUCUUUCAAUACGAUGCGACUAUCAAAGACACACUUUGCGACUUUGGGUUCGUUGAUGAGGGGUUUGACUCGGAUAAAGCACGACUUGAUGCGUUUCGAGCAUCCCUUUCAACAGCCACGGCAAGAGAUGACAUCGACAAUCUCCUUCUUGUUCGUCUGAUUGUCGCAUUCGCCAAAACCAAUAGCUGUGAUGGCAUUGUCUGGGGAGAUUCCGAUAGUCGCCUGGCUGCGAAGACUCUUGCGAACGUUGCUAAGGGCCGUGGCGCCUCUACGACCUGGCAAGUCUGCGACGGCGUAUCUCCAUGGGGCAUAGACUUCUGUUUCCCAUUACGCGAACUCUACAAAUUUGAACUAGAGCUUUACGUCCAACAGUUGCCGGAACUAGCCAGUAUCACAGUUCCUGAUUUACAGUCACAGGAGAAUUCAUCGAACCGAAACCUCUCUAUUGAUGGGCUUAUGAACCAAUACGUGAAAACACAAGGAGAGAAAUACCCCGGUGUGAUGGCCAAUGUAGUCCGCAUUGUCAACAAGCUACAACCGAUAUCAAGCAACAAGCAAGAUGCCAGAUGCCCUCUAUGUUCUACUCCGGUGGAACGCACUGCUCUUUCAGGGGAUAAUGAAGCGUCUACAAUUUCAAUGUGUUAUGCAUGCUUGCGGUCCCGAGCCGAUAUUUUACAAGAUUCUUCAAGCAACUGA